CACCCCGCAUCCUUGCCUCCCUGCAAUCCACUUUAUCCUCCCGAUAGAGCAUCAUGUCCUACUUCACCCCCUCCUACGAUCUCCCGCCCCGAGUUCACCUGCUCAAGAACCCAUCCCUCACCACACCACAACCCAUCCCCUCGCCAGCCGCCUCUGUCCACCCUCUCCCGCCAGAUCUUUCGGCCUACUUUGUCUAUCCAUUCAGUCUCGAGGCCUUCGUGCUGCAAGGUGGCGGUGAUCCCGGCGCGGGCGGGGCAGGUGGUGGCUUUCGUUCAAGCCAACAGAUCGAAGAGGAGGGACGUCGCUAUGCGCGAUAUCUGGAGGAGAGGGAGGAAAGCAAGAAGGAGAGGGAGAGGGAGAGGAUCAGACGGAUCGCCCCCGGAUGGAACGUUGGUGGUGAAGGUGCGUUGCAGCCUACAAAGAGGGGGAGUGGGGUGUUGAUGCCGCAGAAUGGGCAGCAGCAUCAACAAAAGGAGGCGGACGGAGAGCAAAACAAAGCAGACCAGGAUCCUCUGGACUCGAUGGCCCAGCUGGGCGAGUACUUUGAUCGCCUCGAUGCAUCUAAGGAGUCGGCAAAGGGUCCGCAAGGCGACCAGCAGCCGUCUUCGACGUCCUAAUCAAGCCAGUGUGAUCUCUCUUGAUAUCAAGUCGGCUGCUCAGUUCAGCAGCAAGAUGAAACGACACGAGGUGCGAGGUGCAGCGCAUGGCGCA
Molecule: messenger RNA, 711 nt
Organism: Jaminaea rosea
Lineage: Eukaryota; Fungi; Basidiomycota; Exobasidiomycetes; Microstromatales
Exons: 1
Coding region: 54-617 (187 amino acids)
Source: RefSeq, a predicted model, not a curated record